AUGAAACUCCCCAACCCACCAUCGAAUGCCAUCACCUCCAUUACCCUCUACCACCCAAAAUCCAAUCUCCUCCAUUAUACAUCCACUUUUAAUGAAUUAGAGCUUGAUCUCCCAUCCAAGUCCCCUGAAAAUCAAGUUGUGCACAUAGAGACGGAGAGAUGUAACGAUGACGUUAUUGGCGGCGGUGCUCGAUGGUGUCGCUGUUGGUGUUCAAUGGCUGGUGGCUUGCACGAUUGGCAACGCUGGCGGAGAGAUGAGGGUGUCGCUGACAAAGAUAGGAGAUUGGGGGAGAAAGAAAAAUGGAGAAAGAGGGCGUUGCCGGAUAGAGAAGAGAGAUAG
Ilex paraguariensis (yerba mate) is the source of this 339-nucleotide messenger RNA. The record is from the annotation of a GenBank genome assembly. NCBI's taxonomy places the organism in Eukaryota, Viridiplantae, Streptophyta, Magnoliopsida, Aquifoliales, Aquifoliaceae.